CUGCAGAUACCUAUCGACUUAGACGUGCUUGCUUCGUCUCAAGCAUCUGAUCGAGAGCUGACUCAACUGCUGGGAGGUGAAUCUUCACUCCGCCUGGAAAAGUUGAGAAUUCCAAACUCUCAACUGCAACUUUAUUGUGACGUCAGCAAGUCUACACCUAGGCCUUUUGUUACCAAGCCGUUGAGGAGACAACUCUUUGACAGUCUUCACAGCUUAAGCCAUCCAGGCGCCAAUGCUAGUGCUAAAUUAGUAGCAGAGCGGUUUGUCUGGCCUGGCGUUCGUAAAGACUGUCGUGAGUGGUCUCGACAAUGCUUGGCGUGUCAGCGCGCUAAGGUUCAUCGUCACAUUUCGUCACCAUUAGGCACGUUUGAUUUACCCCGCGCCCGAUUUACUUUCGUUCACGUGGAUAUUAUUGGCGCCCUCCCUGUUUCUCAGGGGUACCGCUAUUGCUUGACUGCGGUGGAUCGUUUCACACGAUGGCCCGAAGUAAUACCAAUGGCAGACAUAACAGCCGAGACAGUUGGAAAGGCAUUUAUAUCGUGGAUAUCCAGAUUUGGAUGCCCAACCGAUAUUGUCACUGAUCGUGGUCGACAGUUUGAAUCGUCACUUUUCCAGUACCUUGGAAAGAUGAUUGGAUUCAAGCAUCGUAGAACAACCGCGUAUCAUCCAUCUUGCAACGGCCUAGUGGAACGAUUCCACCGUCAGUUAAAGGCAGCCAUAAUGUGCCACGCUGAUAGCAAUUGGGUAGACACGUUGCCUCUGAUACUAUUGAGCAUUAGGAGCUCAUUUAAGGAGGACCUUCGAACAUCAUCGGCCGAAUUAGUUUAUGGCGAGCCUUUACGUUUACCAGGCGAAUUCUUCCAAGCCGCAGCUCCCGGCUCAAUAGAUAUAUCGGACUUUACCACCCAACUGCGGCAAAUAACAUCAAAGCUGCAACCCUCACCUGCUGCGCGUCACAAUAAAUUAAAGAUUUUUAUACACAAGGACUUAUUUGCGUCAAGUCAUGUAUUUUUAAGGGACAAUGCAUUACGUGGCUCAUUGCAGCCCCCUUACACUGGUCCGUACCAAGUAUUAGAGCGUAAUGCGAAAACAUUCAAAAUAUUAAUAAAGGGUAAAAGCGUCACGGUAUCCAUAGACCGUCUAAAACCGGCCUACAUGCUGAUUGACCCAGCUUCCAACCCUAUCCCUAAUCCCACUCUCACAUCCGACCCCAAUUUCGGUUCCUUCCUUGAUCAAUGUCCCAAAGAGAUUAAUACUCCAGCUCAGGAUGACGUCAGAAGGACGCGUUCAGGUCGCACAGUUCGAUUUCCAGAUUUUUAUCACCCGUAG
Parnassius mnemosyne (clouded apollo) is the source of this 1329-nucleotide messenger RNA. NCBI's taxonomy places the organism in Eukaryota, Metazoa, Arthropoda, Insecta, Lepidoptera, Papilionidae. The record is from the annotation of a GenBank genome assembly.